CGGAUUGCUUUAUUUACAUUUUUGGUACGAUAUUUACAUUAUAGAUACGAAUUAUGCCUUUCUAUCAAAAACCAAAAACAUUCACCCCUUUAUUAUUAGCAGCAGAAAAAAAAGCUAUUAAAAACGGUGUACAUAAGGCAAUAUUUACAUCACGUUUCGAUAAAUACGUUGGCGAUUGGAAUAAAGAUUUAAAAGAAGGCAAAGGAUUAUUUUUAACAUUCACUGGAAAAUUGUACGAAGGAGAUUGGUAUAAAGGUUUUAGGCAUGGGUUUGGAACUCUCAGUAAUAAAUUGGCUAAUGGGACCUUUAGUCUAGAAUAUAGAGGUGAAUGGAUAAAGGGAAAACCGGAAGGGAUAGGUUGGAGGUACUACGAAAAUGGAGAUGUUUACUUCGGAUUUUGGAAAAGAGGUCGUCGACACGGCUAUGGAAAAAUAUGGUAUAAAGAUAGUACUUUCUACGUCGGAUAUUGGAAAAUGGAUAAAAAAGAUGGACUUGGAAUGUUUGUUCAAGCAAAUGGCAAUCGUUACGAGGGUCAUUGGGCUGAUGACUUCAGGGACGGUUUAGGACGUUUCUACCAUUUACACACUGGUCAGCUGCAAGAAGGAUGCUGGAAGCGAGGAUUGUGUAUUCAAUCGAAGAUGUGUGACAUAAUUAUCCGCCAAUUUUGUGAUCUACCCACACCGUAUCCUAUUCCACAGGAAACGCUUCGAAAUUCACGUAAACUGCUCGAAGAAAGUGAAUUUUGGCUAAAACAAAAAAUAGGAGACAUCGACAAAAACUUAAAAUACUGCAUUGACAAAAUGUAAGGUUUAUUGCGAAAUACAAUCAGAU
Messenger RNA from Vanessa tameamea, 831 nucleotides. Its product is annotated as MORN repeat-containing protein 3-like. The record is from RefSeq and is a predicted model, not a curated record. Lineage: Eukaryota; Metazoa; Arthropoda; Insecta; Lepidoptera; Nymphalidae. Bases 54 to 806 code for a protein of 250 amino acids. The transcript is spliced from 5 exons.